AUGAAGCCGGCGGGCGUCAGAGAGGGCAGUCUCUUCACUGAGAGUUACUGUACCAUCUGUAAUGCCCAGCUUAUCUCCCAGUCCCAGAGGGUGGCACAUUACGAGAGUAAGAAACAUGCCAACAAAGUCCGUCUCUUCUACAUGCUUCACCCUGAGGAUGGAGGCCCUCCCUCAAAAAGACUGAGACCAGACAACCCAGACAGUGCGGACACGGAGGUGGACAGGAAUAAGUGCUGUACUCUGUGUAAUAUGUUCUUCACGUCUCCUGUGGUGGCCCAGUCUCACUACCAGGGCAAGACACACGCCAAGAGAGUCCGACUAGUGCAGGGAGGGCAGGCUCCACAGCCAAACGUGAAGCCCUGCACCGACAACUCCCCCUCAGCCCCUCCUCCUCCUCAGGCUCCACCCAUUUCGUGGUCCCUGGCCAAUAGCAAAGGAGAGGCGGGGAAGUUCUGUUGCCUGUGUGGGGCGUGGUUUAACAACCCUCUGAUGGCUCAGCAGCAUUACGGGGGAAAGAAACACAAGAGGAACGCCAGCCGUGCCCGCCUCCUGGAACAGCUCGCAGGGAACCUGGACGCCACGGCAACCGCAGGUCUACAGAGCAGCUACUCCUGCAGUGUGUGUACAGUCACACUGAACUCCAUCGAGCAGUACCAUGCACACCUUCACGGCUCCAAACACCAAACCAAGUAUCGCCGCGUGGAGACAGGUAUCGCUGUGUGGAGACCGGUAUCGCCGUGUGGAGACAGGUAUCGCCGUGUGGAGACAGGUAUCACCGUGUGGAGACAGGUAUCGCUGUGUGGAGACCAGUAUCGCCGUGUGGAGACAGGUAUCGCCGCGUGGAGACAGGUAUCGCCGCUUGGAGACAGGUAUCGCUGUGUGGAGACCGGUAUCGCCGUGUGGAGACAGGUAUCGCCGUGUGGAGACAGGUAUCGCUGUGUGGAGACAGGUAUCGCCGUGUGGAGACAGGUAUCGCCGUGUGGAGACAGGUAUCGCCGUGUGGAGACAGGUAUUGCUGUGUGGAACAGGUAUCGCUGUGUGGAGACAGGUAUCGCUGUGUGUCUGGGAGAGAUAAAGGGAUCGCUGGCAUGUCGGUUCUAUCUGUUCCGUGUUGAGGCUGAGAUAAGGAAUUGGAGAAUGUUACCUGGGAAAUCAGAUUAG
This is a messenger RNA of Chanos chanos (milkfish), 1161 nucleotides long. RefSeq names its product zinc finger matrin-type protein 4-like. The transcript is spliced from 6 exons. The record is from RefSeq and is a predicted model, not a curated record. Bases 1 to 1161 code for a protein of 386 amino acids. Gene Ontology annotation, molecular function: nucleic acid binding; zinc ion binding. Lineage: Eukaryota; Metazoa; Chordata; Actinopteri; Gonorynchiformes; Chanidae.